Molecule: messenger RNA, 3100 nt
Organism: Chrysochloris asiatica (Cape golden mole)
Lineage: Eukaryota; Metazoa; Chordata; Mammalia; Afrosoricida; Chrysochloridae
Gene: ZNF574
Product: zinc finger protein 574
Exons: 2
Coding region: 176-2866 (896 amino acids)
Biological process (GO): regulation of transcription by RNA polymerase II
Cellular component (GO): nucleus
Molecular function (GO): RNA polymerase II transcription regulatory region sequence-specific DNA binding; DNA-binding transcription factor activity, RNA polymerase II-specific
Source: RefSeq, a predicted model, not a curated record
AGGGGCGUUGCUGACGGCAGCUGGGGGCUAGAGCGAGGCUCGCGAGCAGGCGAGAAGCGACGGCGCGAGCUAGAGAGGGCGCAACGUGAGGGUGGCUGCGCGAGGGGACCGGCGGCCCGGGCCUGGGCCCGGGGCGCGCGAGACGGCGGAGGCGGCCCAGGGCCUGGCUGCCGCCAUGACAGAAGAGUCAGAGGAAACGGUCUUGUACAUCGAACACCGCUAUGUCUGCUCAGAAUGCAACCAGCUCUACGGAUCCCUGGAGGAGGUGCUCGUGCACCAGAACUCCCACGUGCCCCAGCAGCACUUUGAGCUGGUGGGUGUGGCUGACCCUGGUGUCACGGUGGCUACUGAAACUGCUUCAGGCACGGGCCUCUAUCAGACCCUGGUCCAGGAGAGCCAGUACCAGUGCCUGGAGUGUGGGCAGCUGCUGAUGUCACCUAGCCAGCUUCUGGAGCACCAGGAGCUGCACCUGAAGAUGCUGGCGCCCCCGGAGACAGUGCCUGCCGAGCCGCCUCCCAAGGUGCCGGCCCUGAGCUCCAGCACCAUCCACUACGAGUGUGUGGACUGCAAGGCGCUCUUCGCCAGUCAGGAGCUGUGGCUGAGCCACCGGCAGACGCACCUCCGGGCCACACCCACGAAGCCACCAGCUCCUGUUGUCCUGGGCUCCCCCGUUGUUUUAGUGCCCCCUGUGGGCCAGGCCCGAGUGGCGGUGGAGCACUCCUACCGCAAGGCAGAGGAGGGUGGAGAAGGGGCGGCUGUCCCCUCCGCAGCUGCCGCCACCACUGAGGUGGUGACUGAGGUGGAGCUGCUCCUCUACAAGUGCUCUGAGUGCUCCCAGCUCUUCCAGCUGCCUGCCGACUUCCUGGAGCACCAGGCCACCCACUUCCCCACACCGGCCCCAGAGCCUGCAGAGCCCAGCUCACAGCAAGAGACCCUAGCGCCAUCACCUGCUGAGGUCCCAGCAUCUCAGCCCGAGCCCUUGCCAGCCUCUGACCACAGCUACGAGCUGCGUAACGGCGAAGCCGUUGGGCGUGAUCGCAGGGGGCGCCGGGCCCGCAGGAGCAUCAGUGGGGAGCCCAGCGGGGCAGCCACCCAAGAGCUCUUCUGCUCUGCCUGUGAUCAGCUCUUUCUCUCACCCCACCAGCUGCAACAGCACCUGCGGAGUCACCGGGAGGGUGUCUUCAAGUGUCCUCUGUGCAGCCGGGUCUUCCCUAGCCCUUCCAGCCUAGACCAGCACCUCGGAGACCACAGCAGCGAGUCCCAUUUCCUCUGUGUGGACUGCGGCCUGGCCUUUGGUACUGAAGCCCUCCUCCUCGCCCACCGGCGAGCCCACACCCCAAACCCACUGCAUUCGUGUCCCUGCGGAAAGACUUUUGUCAAUCUCACCAAGUUCCUUUAUCACCGGCGUACCCACGGGGCUGGAGGUGUCCCUCUGCCCACGACACCAGUCCCCCCUGAGGAGCCAAUCAUUGGUUUCCCUGAGCCAGCCCCAGCAGAGACCAUAGAGCCAGAGGCCCCGGAAGUCCCUGUAUCCGAGGAGAGCUCACCAGGGCCCGCGGCCCCAGGCACCUACCGCUGCCUCUUGUGCAGCCGUGAGUUUGGCAAGGCCCUGCAGCUCACCCGCCACCAGCGCUUUGUGCACCGCCUGGAGCGGCGCCACAAGUGUGGGAUCUGUGGCAAGAUGUUCAAGAAGAAGUCUCACGUGCGUAACCAUCUCCGCACACACACAGGCGAGCGGCCCUUCUCCUGCCCUGACUGCUCCAAGCCCUUCAACUCACCUGCCAACCUGGCCCGCCACCGCCUCACACACACUGGGGAGCGCCCCUACCGCUGUGGGGACUGCGGCAAGGCCUUCACACAGAGCUCCACGCUGAGGCAACACCGCCUGGUGCACGCGCAGCACUUCCCCUACCGCUGCCAAGAGUGUGGGGUGCGUUUCCACCGGCCCUAUCGCCUGCUCAUGCACCGCUACCAUCACACGGGCGAGUACCCCUACAAGUGCCGUGAGUGCCCCCGCUCCUUCCUGCUUCGUCGGCUGCUGGAGGUGCACCAGCUGGUGGCCCAUGCUGGGCGCCAGCCCUACCGCUGCCCAUCCUGUGGGGCUGCCUUCCCCUCCUCCCUGAGGCUCCGGGAGCAUCGUUGUGCAGCAGCCGCUGCCCAGGCCCCCCGGCGCUUUGAAUGUGGCACCUGUGGCAAGAAAGUGGGCUCAGCUGCGCGGCUGCAGGCUCAUGAGGCAGCCCAUGCAGCCGCUGGACCUGGAGAGGUCCUUGCUAAGGAGCCACCGGCUCCCCGGGCACCCCGGGCCACCCGCGCACCAGUAGCCUCUCCAGCAGCCCUUGGAGGCACUGCCGCUACAGCCCCCGCAGCCCCCACUCGGCGCCGGGGCCUGGAGUGCAGCGAAUGUAAGAAACUGUUCAGCACAGAGACGUCGCUUCAGGUGCACCGGCGCAUCCACACCGGCGAGCGGCCAUACCCAUGUCCAGACUGUGGGAAGGCCUUCCGUCAGAGCACCCACCUGAAGGACCACCGGCGCCUGCACACAGGUGAGCGGCCCUUCGCCUGCGAAGUGUGUGGCAAAGCUUUUGCCAUUUCCAUGCGCCUGGCGGAACAUCGCCGCAUCCACACAGGCGAGCGGCCCUACUCCUGCCCUGACUGUGGUAAGAGCUACCGCUCCUUUUCCAACCUCUGGAAGCACCGCAAGACCCACCAGCAGCAGCAUCAGGCAGCUGUGCGGCAGCAACUAGCAGAGGCCGACGCUGCUGUGGGCCUGGCAGUGAUGGAGACUGCAGAGGAGGCCCUGCCCCUGGUGGAGGCCAUUGAAAUCUACCCGCUGGCCGAGGCUGAGGGCGUGCAGAUCAGUGGGUGACGCAGACCCAUGUCCCUGUUGCUGAAGAUCCUUCUCAGCGUCCCUUUAAAUCUCUGUACAUAGUGUGCCCAUUCCUCCUCCUCUUUUUCCCACCCUGUAGUGAGUACUGUAAUUGGAUUUAUUCUCUCUCCUCAGGUGCCCUUGUUCUGUAUAAAGGUCCCCCUGUUCCCGACCUUCCACCUGCUAGCACUGGUGGCCCCAGGGAGAAGCAGUCAAUAAAUAAAGACUGAGUUG